Molecule: messenger RNA, 1821 nt
Organism: Paramecium tetraurelia
Lineage: Eukaryota; Ciliophora; Oligohymenophorea; Peniculida; Parameciidae
Exons: 1
Source: RefSeq, a predicted model, not a curated record
AUGGGAAAUCUUUGGGCUUAAUGUUUUGAGGAUGAACCAGAAGAGACAAAUGAUUAAUAUAUUAAGACAAAUAAGUAGAAAGGUGACAAAUCGCAAAAUGUUUCUGUGCAAAAUAUCAAAAAAGAUUAAGACUAAUGGUUGUUUUAAUAAGAUUAAAAGGAGAUAACAGAAAUAAGAAAAACAAUUUGGGAAUGUUCCUUCUGUCAGAAUCACUUUAAUUAAUUGGUGCAUUAAUAGAAUCUAGGAUUUAUCCUAUACCCUUAAAUUCGAUAGUAGGAAACCAGGAGUCAUUGUUCAAAAAUCAAUCAAUUAAAAGAAUCAAACUAAUUCUCUGAACCUUUGGCUAUUCUCCAAAACGAUCCAAUAUCUUAGUUCACAUCAGAAUGGUUCUAAUUGGCAUUAUCAUUACCAAAGUAUAUACGUAGUAGAGAACAUUUUGAAGGACUUCCAGAAUAGGAAUAAUACAAUUUCCUCAAUUCUACAUUAGAGGAACACGACCUUCAUUCUCUUAUUUGUUUGAAAUGGUGUGUUGUAGAUUUCUUUAAACAGUAACACUCUCUAUUUCCUAAAAAUUAAUUCUUGGAGAGUUGUUGUGUAGUGUUCUAUAACAUUGCUCAUUUGUGUCAAUUCUAUAAGGAAUUGUAUUUGGAAAAUUACAAACAAAAUGAUUUUGCUCACAACAUCAGACUCUACAUUAGGUUAUAUCAUUAAUAUUAGAAAUUGAUGAACACUUUUUAAAAUUAGUAUGAUCUACAAUGUGACAUAAUGCAAUUGAUGUACGAUAAGCAAUUUAAUAUUUAAAUAGACUAGUCUAAUUUCUAUCCCCAUUUUAAAUUAAUAGGUUACAUGAUCCGGUUUUGGUGUUAAAUCACAUUAACAACAGAAAUAUAGAACAUACUAAAAUUGAGUUUUAGAAAUCUAAAAAUAGAAGAAGAUAGAGACUUAAUAAAGAAAUACGUAAUAGUUGCUUUAGAUGUUGAUAUAAAUGAAUACAAUGUUCAUUGGAUAGGUCAUAGGAAGUUUUUUAGUUAUGAGAAGACUCUAUUAGGUUAUAACAAAAUCGAAUCUUUUGUAGAGGGAUAACAAUAAAUUGUUAAUUAAGAUUUCUAUUAACAAAUUGAUGAUAAAUUAGAUGAAUUGAGAUUACUAUAUCCUCAAUGGUUUUUUGAAGUGGAGUUCGAAUGUUUGGGAAUUCAACAUAAAAUUGCAAGGUUAGUAUCAGAGGUUAAAUCUUAGAAUUCCUUUGAGAUUGCUAAACUCAAGAAGUCUGAAGACACUGACAAUUUAGAGAGUGGUGGGAAUUAUUAGUUUGAAAUUAUUUUAAAUUCUGCCAACUCUCUAAAAUAGGAGAAUUCAGAAGAUAAGAAGGUUGAGUUGAUGGCAUUGUACUUAUAAGAGUCUAAUUUGAUGCCUAGGUCUAAAUUCAGGUAAUCUAGCACUUUUCAAUCAACUCUUGCGUCUUUAGGGUUUAAAUAGAAAGGAUACAAUUCUUCAACGCAGAGUACCUUGAAGGCUAGUUAAGAGGCUCUGCAAAUAAGCAAAGAGAUUGGAGUAGAGUACAAGUAGAAAUUAACUGAAUUCAAUGAUCGAUUACGGAGAGUUUAAGAAAAUAUCAAUUCAAGAGAGCAAAUCUUAGAAGAAAGAGCUAAUCUAUUGAAAAUUCCCAUUGAUGUUAAUCUUGAAUGGCUCAGCUUUUUUAAGAAAACAGAUUUUAGUAAGAUCCCUGUAGAUGACAAAGCAUUCAAGAAAUACAUCAGAAACAUACUGCAAACAUUGGCAUCCUUAGAUUCAUGUUAUGAAUCUCAACUAACUCAAUUCUGA